Molecule: messenger RNA, 453 nt
Organism: Geodia barretti
Lineage: Eukaryota; Metazoa; Porifera; Demospongiae; Tetractinellida; Geodiidae
Source: the annotation of a GenBank genome assembly
AUGUCUAUCGUCCAAGACAAGGAGGGAGCCUUUCUGCGGCUGUGGUACCCGGUGGCCCACGCCGGCGCCGGCGUGAUGAUGGAGCCUGGGGCGCUUUGCUGGUUUGAGCUGGCGACCACCGACCCCGAAUCGGCGGGCGCUUUCUACAGGUCCGUCCUGCAAGUGGACAUUGACCGGGACGAAAACGUGGCAGAAUUCCCCUACUGGGUGCUGAAGGUCGAUAACCAGAUGGUUGGCGGCAUCAUCCAGAUUGGCGAGGACUGGGGGCCGGUGCCACCCAACUGGGGCGUCUAUUUCGGGGUUAACGAGGUGGACGUGAUCGCCGGCAAGGCAAAAGACCUGGGUGGCGGCGUCAUCGUGGAACCCAGGGAUUUGAUGGAGUUUGCGCGAUUCGCCGUUCUCACGGACCGCGAAGGCGCCGUCUUCACGGUAAUCCGGCUCAACGACUGGUAG